AUGACGCCGCCGCUAUGGCCCAAGAUCUCCGCUGUUCUUCCACCAGACGAGAACCAUUUCCCGCUGCACUUUGGCGACAAGGUGGAGGCGAGCGUGGUGGAAAUGCUGAGAAGAUCCAGACGUCAACUCUACAGCGGCACCCCUGCCGCUGGCCUCCUGCUUAACGCUCAGAUCGUCUUGGACGUGUCGUGGGAGAAGCUCAACACGGGAACGUGGCGCCACGUGGACAAGGAAUGGCGCCGUGUCUACUCGUACGGGUGCCUCUUCAAGGUGUGCGCCUUGUGCGCUGAAGAGCCUUCGGAGGACGACCUCCUGCAGGCCGUCCACACCUGUGACAUGGGCUUGCUCAUGGGCGCCGCCAUCAUGGACGAUCGACUGCAAGUUCUGGUCGGGAUUCUGCAGAAAGAAGUCAAGAAAGACACCAGAAAUGAGGAGGAGCCAGAGCAUACAGAGGCCAAGAGGCUGAAAUUGACACUGGCAAAUGUUCCACCGAUUGGGGAAGAUCGGGCCGUUCCUAGAGUCAAAUGUCCAUCUCUGGAGAGUUUCCAGAAGAACUACUUGGUCCCCACCAAAGCGGUCAUCUUGGAGGGCACCAUCGAUCACUGGCCCGCCCUCAACCAGCACCCCUGGAGCUUAGAAUACUUGAGGUCAGUGGCGGGGUGUCGCACCGUCCCCGUGGAGGUGGGCUCCAGGUACACGGACGAGGAAUGGUCCCAGACGCUUAUGACGCUCAACGAAUUCAUCGACCGAUAUAUUUUAAAACGCAGUGACAUCUGUCCGGAUGGGGCGACACCAGUCUGCGGCUAUCUAGCUCAGCAUCAGCUCUUUGAACAGAUACCAGAGUUGAAGGAUGACAUUCGCUUGCCUGAUUACUGCUGCUUGGGUGACGGCGACGAGGAGGACGUGACGGUCAAUGCUUGGUUCGGGCCCGCCGGCACUGUCUCGCCCCUCCACCAGGAUCCCCAGCACAACUUCCUGGCACAGGUGGUGGGAUGCAAAUACAUCCGCUUGUACUCGCCCCAAGACUCGGACAAACUCUACCCGCACCCGUCUCAGCUCUUACAUAACACCAGCCAGAGGUGGAGAACCCCGACACGAAGCGCUUCCCAGAGUUCUCCAAGGCUCCAUACCAGGAUUGCGUGCUGCGGCCCGGAGACGUGCUCUUCAUCCCGGUGCAACACUGGCACUACGUACGCUCCCUGGAGCAAAGUUUUUCUGUCAGCUUCUGGUGGUCCUGAAACGAUGCCAAAUGAAAUGAUCUCAGGUUUAAUUCUACUUUUAACAGGGUUUUUUUUUGUACGGAUUGUUUCGUUUAAUUGCGCUCUCAACCUUUUAAUCCGACAAAUAUCCUCAGGUGUUCCUAUUUGCAUAAUGCAUGCAAAUGAGGGAGCGUCGGCUAAACAUGCUGCCGGUUAAAUCGGGUCACAGCUGAGGAGGAAUAAAUGAAGCGUCCCCCGUGGGUGCGCACACAUUCAUGCCUCAUUUUUGUACUUCAGCAACGCAACUAUUAGCAUGAUUAGAACUGUAAAGCAAAAACAGGGCAGGAGGGGGGAAACGGGGUGCUCUCUUGCUUCAUGUUACUACACUGGAAUUUAAUUAUAAUCAGAAACGGCAACCCGAGUUUACAUCUUGUCAUUAAUAUUUGCGUAUUAGCAUGUGAUCAGUUGUCAGUAGGAUCAUCGGAAUUCAGUCAUGUUGCUAUCUUGCCAUAUGGUUGUGCCCCAAUUGUUAGCAUCACUGUUAUUUGACCAAUUCUCGCUAAUUAAUAUACAGGAUACAAAUAUUCUUGUAACAUUUGAUCAAUACUCACCAGGAACUCAGAUAAUGCCUCCUACUUUUAUGCAGUCCGGUCUCUCUUAAUUUUCAAGCGCUACUUCAACCUCGCAAACUAGAUCUCGCAAAUCUGCUUACUCUCAUUAUGAAGUGAUCAAUACUCAAUUACCAGUGAAGUAAUGUAAGCCCCCCACCACCAUCACCCUCGUAGUCUUCUCUCUUAUUCUGCCCCCAUUUCAUGUCCGCCACGUUUUGAUUAAUGGCCUACAUGCUUUUGAACAACUCAUGGCCGAAUCCAUUAAAUUCCUCUCAUUUGGUUUUAAGUGUUGAAUAAAGUUAACAACAUUUAAACACCAGCAACAUCAACUCACCUGCUAUAAUUCCUACAAGGGCCAUGUCAAUAAUAUCAGUCACAGGAAAGAAAAUAUUCACACAUUUUUUCAGUGUAUUUAUAUAUUUGAGUGUAUAAAAAAUAAAAGCAACACAGAUGUAAACCA
Syngnathus typhle (broad-nosed pipefish) is the source of this 2270-nucleotide messenger RNA. RefSeq names its product lysine (K)-specific demethylase 8 (gene kdm8). Lineage: Eukaryota; Metazoa; Chordata; Actinopteri; Syngnathiformes; Syngnathidae. Gene Ontology annotation, molecular function: histone H3K36 demethylase activity. The transcript is spliced from 7 exons. The record is from RefSeq and is a predicted model, not a curated record. Gene Ontology annotation, cellular component: nucleus. The coding region runs from base 1 to 1416 and encodes 471 amino acids.